UAUGUAUUUAUAGUCACUGUACAGUACCCUAUAUAAAAACAGGGUAUUGAAAAUAGCUUUUUGAAGCAUAAUCCAGUCCAAAUGGUUGUCCAGGUCAAACCCAGCUCACACCACUGCAGCAAGACAAUUGAGGGAACUCAGCAAAAAGUGGAAGCUAAUAUCUUAUUACUUGUGGCUGAAAAAGUCGGGAAAUCAGCGCUCACCGUCCGAUUUAUUACCAGAAGAUUUAUAGGCGAGUACGGUGAAAUAGAAUCAAUUUACAGUCAUAUUGACACAAUUGACGGGAGGGAAAUAUCCUUCAACAUAUGGGACUCGCUCUACCCACAGGACAGUGCAAUCACUGAGUCGAUAAGUGAGAAACAGCUUCAAUGGGCAGACGGCGUGAUACUGGUAUACAUGUACAGCAUCUGCGACCGCUCCAGUUUUGAGGUAGUGCGCCAACAUGUGCAGCGCAUCCGCCACGUCAGUAGGAAGAUGUCUGCAACAGCGCCCAUCAUCAUUGUUGCUGGAAACAAACGCGAUUUGCAGCACGGACGGACAGUCUCAAGUGAAGAGGGCCGACUCCUUGCUCUCUCGGAAGACUGCGUAUUUUUUUAGAUAUCCGCAGCUGAAACAUACCACGGUGUUUUGCUGGUGUUCCAUGGACUGAUAGAUCUUAUCGAAGAGUCGAGAGCUCUGCGGAAAGGUGCUGCGGGUAUUAAAAGUAUAGUGAGAAGCAUGUCAGCUGUAUUCGGGAAGAAACGUGCAGAGUAAUCUACCACAGGAUAGGCUACAUUAUGCGCAAUGGGAUUUGGUUAGUCAGAACAUGUAGGUAGCUACACCGUUGGCAAUUGAGAAACAUGGUCUAUGGCAGGUUGUAGUGCAACAGCAGGUGCGUUCUAACAACUUCAACUGGUUUUGAGAGGGAACUUAAUUGGGACGGUUUUCAGAAAGGAGAAAUUGGUUAUCUUGUAGAGUUACACGAAAGAUUGAAUUGCAGAUCGAAGCAGUCAUUCAAUAAUAUAUUCUACUUUUUGAAGUUGAAAAGUAGGCUUACAGUACUGUAGAUAAACUGUAUGAGAAAUCAUGUGCACUUCCAUCCUUCACUCAAUAUGUAUUCAAUGUGAAGCAUGAACAGGAAUCUGGAGUAGUUGACAUCUGACACUACUGUUGAUCUGAUGGAAGUCUUACCCAUUGCCAAUUGUUAGGGAAUUUCUUUUCAGUGACAAUGUACACUCAGUUUGUAAAAUGUUGAAGGCUUGAUGUGUGUAUAAUCAGCAAUGCAAAACAGCAAACAAUUACAUUUCAGUAUUAUACUUUAUCUGAAAACAAACAACUUUAAAAUUAGUAAUGUAACUAUGUUACAAGUUCUAGCAGACUUGAUGCUUAUUUGUUUGAGAAUUGUAAAUAAAUAAAUGAAUAUAUUAAUGUGAGAGAUAAUACAGUAGACGGCACGUGUCAAACGUUUGAUUUAUGACCCUAUGUCCGGAUGACGCAUGCAUGCCCAUAUUUGGGCAUCCGGUCAGGACAUCCUGGCGGGAAGUUAUCACGUGCUCUAGGGAGUGCCAAUACAGGGGGAUCAUGUCAGGACAUCCUGUUCCUGUUCUCAUGCCUUAGAGUGAGUGUUAAUUUAUGCAUAUAGUGCAUCUAUUCCUUUGAAGCUGUCACUCUUUAGUUGGUGUUUAUUUAACAAGAUAGUAUUUCUAGUAUUCUAGUAUUUCUACUUUGCACAUUCACCUACUGCAAAUCUACAAUUCCAGUGUUUUUAAUUGCUAUAUUAUAUUU
Salvelinus sp. IW2-2015 is the source of this 1764-nucleotide messenger RNA. Lineage: Eukaryota; Metazoa; Chordata; Actinopteri; Salmoniformes; Salmonidae. The record is from RefSeq and is a predicted model, not a curated record.